AAUACCCCCAGGCUCGGCUGCGCCCGGGGCCGUGGACUGGUACCUGAGGUGGCCCAGGCGUCCUCCGCCCGCGGCGCCGCCCAGGCCGCCCGUCACCGCGCCCCCGGCGCCUCCGCCUCCGCCUGCCCCCGCCCUCCGCCUCCCUUCCCCCUCCCUGCCCAGCAGCGGCCGCUCGGGCCCCGGCUCUCGGUUAUAAGAUGGCGGCGCUGAGCGGCGGCGGCGGCGGCGGCGGCGGCGCAGAGCAGGGCCAGGCUCUGUUCAACGGGGACAUGGAGCCCGAGGCUGGCGCUGCGGCCUCCUCAGCUGCGGACCCUGCUAUUCCGGAGGAGGCCUAUGAAGAAUACACCAGCAAGCUAGAUGCUCUACAACAAAGAGAACAACAAUUAUUGGAAUCCCUGGGGAAUGGAACUGAUUUUUCUGUUUCUAGCUCUGCAUCAAUGGACACCGUUACAUCUUCUUCCUCUUCUAGCCUUUCAGUGCUACCUUCAUCUCUUUCAGUUUUUCAAAAUCCCACAGAUGUGUCACGGAGCAACCCCAAAUCACCACAAAAACCUAUUGUUAGAGUCUUCCUGCCCAACAAACAGAGGACAGUGGUACCUGCAAGGUGUGGAGUUACAGUCCGAGACAGUCUAAAGAAAGCACUGAUGAUGAGAGGUCUAAUACCAGAGUGCUGUGCUGUUUACAGAAUUCAGGAUGGAGAGAAGAAACCAAUUGGCUGGGACACUGAUAUUUCCUGGCUUACUGGAGAAGAAUUGCACGUGGAAGUGUUGGAGAAUGUUCCAUUAACAACGCACAACUUUGUACGGAAAACUUUUUUCACUUUAGCAUUUUGUGACUUUUGUCGAAAGCUGCUUUUCCAGGGUUUCCGCUGUCAAACAUGUGGUUAUAAAUUUCACCAGCGUUGCAGUACAGAGGUUCCACUGAUGUGUGUUAAUUAUGACCAACUUGAUUUGCUGUUUGUCUCCAAGUUCUUUGAACAUCACCCAAUAUCACAGGAAGAGGCCUCCCUAGCAGAGACUGCCCUUACAUCUGGAUCAUCCCCUUCUGCACCCCCCUCAGAUUCUGUUGGGCCCCAAAUCCUCACCAGUCCAUCUCCUUCAAAAUCCAUUCCAAUUCCACAGCCCUUCCGACCAGCAGAUGAAGAUCAUCGAAAUCAAUUUGGGCAACGAGACCGGUCUUCAUCAGCUCCCAAUGUGCAUAUAAACACAAUAGAACCUGUUAAUAUUGAUGACUUGAUUAAAGACCAAGGGUUUCGUGGUGAUGGAGGAUCAACCACAGGUUUGUCUGCCACCCCUCCUGCCUCAUUACCUGGCUCACUCACUAAUGUGAAAGCCUUACAGAAAUCUCCAGGACCUCAGCGGGAAAGGAAGUCAUCUUCAUCCUCAGAAGACAGAAAUCGAAUGAAAACACUUGGUAGACGGGAUUCGAGUGAUGACUGGGAGAUUCCUGAUGGGCAGAUUACAGUGGGACAAAGAAUUGGAUCUGGAUCAUUUGGAACAGUCUACAAGGGAAAGUGGCAUGGUGAUGUGGCAGUAAAAAUGUUGAAUGUGACAGCACCUACACCUCAGCAGUUACAAGCCUUCAAAAAUGAAGUAGGAGUACUCAGGAAAACACGACAUGUGAAUAUCCUACUCUUCAUGGGCUAUUCCACAAAGCCACAACUGGCUAUUGUUACCCAGUGGUGUGAGGGCUCCAGCUUAUAUCACCAUCUCCACAUCAUUGAGACCAAAUUUGAGAUGAUCAAACUAAUAGAUAUUGCACGGCAGACUGCACAGGGCAUGGAUUAUUUACACGCCAAGUCAAUCAUCCACAGAGACCUCAAGAGUAAUAAUAUAUUUCUUCAUGAAGACCUCACAGUAAAAAUAGGUGAUUUUGGUCUAGCCACAGUGAAAUCUCGAUGGAGUGGGUCCCAUCAGUUUGAACAGUUGUCUGGAUCCAUUUUGUGGAUGGCACCAGAAGUAAUCAGAAUGCAAGACAAAAACCCAUACAGCUUUCAGUCAGAUGUGUAUGCAUUUGGGAUUGUUCUGUAUGAAUUGAUGACUGGACACUUACCUUAUUCAAAUAUCAACAAUAGGGAUCAGAUAAUUUUUAUGGUGGGACGAGGAUACCUAUCCCCAGAUCUCAGUAAGGUACGGAGUAACUGUCCAAAAGCCAUGAAGAGAUUAAUGGCAGAGUGCCUCAAAAAGAAAAGAGAUGAAAGACCACUCUUUCCCCAAAUUCUCGCCUCUAUUGAGCUGCUGGCCCGCUCAUUGCCAAAAAUUCACCGCAGUGCAUCAGAACCCUCCUUGAAUCGGGCUGGUUUCCAAACAGAGGAUUUUAGUCUAUAUGCUUGUGCUUCUCCAAAAACACCCAUCCAGGCAGGGGGAUAUGAUGCUUUUAAACAUGGCUGUGUUCCCUUUACCAAGAUUGGCUUAAAGUCUGCCUCGGUGAAGAGUGCUGGGCUUGAACCACAGGCAUGUGUCCAUUCCAGGUCCUGCUGCGUGGCGGGCAGGGGAGCCAGUACGGUGAGGGAGGAAGCUUAGCAUUUGAGUUUUCUAAACAAAAUUCAGGUAACGCGCUUUUUCUUCCCUUUCAUUUUAUAAUAUGUUGCUAUCUCAUUUGAAAAGGGGGAGCAGACUUGAUCUCAAAUGUAGCUGUGCCCAGAAGCUAGGCUCAGGGUAUUCAGAAAUUGUUAUAGAGAUCUUAAAAAAUAAUAAAACUUCCUUUUCUUCCUUUUUUCUAUCAGAUAGUUUUUUCUCUAGUUUAGAAAUGAUGUAUGAGUUGUAUUUGUUUUGGGGUUUUUUGAUGCUUAGACUACAGAUAGACUUGAGCUCCUAAGAAAAUAGAAGGAAAAAAAUCCUUAUUUGUGAAAAGCACUUUAUGAGCAAUUUGUGUAGACAGUAUGUGGCUGCUUCACACUGAUCAUCUUUUAAGGUUGUUAGAGUCUUGUCUGUAAAGUGCUGCAGUGCCUUCUGUAGUAUAUUUUAUUUUUGGGUAGGAUGGAGAAGCCUUCUGAAAAAUUUGAAAGCAACUGUAGAAGAUGAUUUUUAAAUAUGUAGUAUUCCUGAUGGAUUUUUUUUUUUAUCAUUAGAGUCUAGGACCUAGAUUUUUACCACUCAAAUAAUAUUGACAAAAAAAGUAGUCUAUAAAAGGGAUUUGUGAAUUUAAAUCUAGUAUGAUUGUGUGUUCUUAUAUGCACCUUAAAAGAACAUUCUGUCUAGCUGUCAAAUUCUGGUUCCUCAACAUCUGUCCCUGAUUGUAUUUGAGAUCUGAUAGGACAUACUUGGGCAUCCUAGAGGAUAAAAUCCCGUAUACAUUGUAUGUGUUAUAUUUAGGUUGGCGUUGGAGAAGAGCAUUAUAUAAAAAAACAACGUAAGAAUUCCACACCAUCAACCUGAAAUUUUGUAAAUACCUCUAGCUUCUGGUAUGGUGUAGUCGCAGCUCUUUCAUCACACCAUGUCACCUUGUAUUCAUCAGGCAGUGUCUUAAGCUGCUGUAUGCCCCACAUCAGAUCUCACCUGUUCCCACUGUACAUCCACCUCACCAGCUGCUUGCAAACCUCAUCUCUAGCUUUAGUUCGAAACACGUUGCAGGGUUCAGGCAACCUCUUCAAAAAACUACCUCCUCAGAAUGAGGUAAUGAAUAGUUAUUUAUUUUAAAAUAGGAAAAGUCAGGAGCUCUAGAACAUGAAGAUGACUUAAGAUUUUAACUUUUUUUGUGUACUAGCAUUUGAGCACUCUCAUUUUGUCCUAAAGGGCAUUAUACAUUUAAACAGUAAUACUGUAUAAAAGUGUAGUUCAGAGUAUCUGAAUGUUGUUGAAAGUGGUGCCACAAUCUGGUUAGGGGUAUGUUUCAGAAUCUUAACCUUAAGUCAGUUGCAUGAAAUUAAAUAGUUACAGUAUCACUUUACUAACAGUGAUGUGAUUUUAAUUUCCAGUAGGCGUGGCAAGACAGUACAUCUUCAUUGUUAACCAUGGCUUUGUCACAUGCACAGAUAUUUACAUAGAGAGACUGCCCAGCUAAGAGGGUAGAAUGAUUACCCUUUUGCAAGAUUCUCUUCUUGGUCCAAGUUGGCAUUGUUAGUGCUAGAAUGUCAGCAUCUUGAGACUAGCAGAUUCCCAUCUUACAGCUAUAAAAAACCACAGCCAGAGAUGGAAAGUUUACUGUAGGAACAGCAAAUAACUUACAGGUUGUAUAUUGAAAUGGUGUAGGUGAGGCUCUAGAAAAAUACCUUCACAAUUUGCCAAAUGAUUUUACUGUGCCUUCAUGAUGCAAUAAAAAAGCUAAAAUUUUAAUAGAAAUCAGUGAUUUGUGAAGAGAACAGCCACUCUGGUUUAACUCAGCUGUGUUAAUAUUUUUUAGAGUGCAAUUUAGACUGCAAAAGAUAAGUGCACUAAAGAAUUUAUAGCCAAAAUCACAUUUAAAAAUGAGAACAGGUAAAUUUUCAGUGAACAAAAUUAUUUUUUUAAAGCACAUAGUCCCUAGUAUAGAUGUAUUUAUCACAUAGAGCAACUAGGUUGAAAAUAUAGUUAAGUGACAUUUCUAGAGAAACUUUUUCUACUGUAGGUUCUUCAAAGCAUGGAACUUUUAUACAACAGAAAUGUUUGACAGAAAUUUCAAGAAACUACUGUAGUUUAGAGUGGAAGUACUGUAUGCUGGGCAGCGGUCAUGUAUUAGUGAGAAGGGGAAAUUACAGUAUAGGACAGAAUCUGAUGUUAUCAGUUUCCAGAAUACUGCUGCCAACCUAGACACUGAUUUUUCAGAGUUUCAAAUGUAAACUUCCUCCCAGCACUUGUUUGCAAAUGAAGCUGGACUGCACAAGUACUCCUGACGGUGCAUUGCGGGGCGGAGGUCUCGAGACAUCCUUUCUGACCUGGCCGGUGGGUGUAGCACUGGACAUAAUCCAUGGUAUGGUUCUUGUAUCUUGUUUCACUUCUCACCGUCCCUAAGACAGUCAAUGUACUGUUGCCAGUUUGUCCUUGAGAUGUUUUAUUGAGAUGUAUUACUGAUGCCCAUGGGUAGCUGAACUCCAGAGGAGGUUAGUAGCAUCUCUGCCUGCAGAGGCAAUAAUGAUUUGUAGAUUGGCCAGAGGAGAGUGAAGUAGCCGGUGUGUUCGUGGUUCAUGUUGCUAACUCUGGUAAAACUGGUUUGUGUUAUAUUAGCACAGUAGACAAAGUAAGCUUUGUUAUUUCCAAAUAACCUAUUUUUACUUCUAUUUAGGCAAAGGCAUUAAAAUUUAAAUUCAACUCUAAUUUUUAGUAAUUGUGGGAAAGAUAAUCAGUGGUUCUUUUCAGGUGUUUUUAAGGUGGAAGAGGACAAACAAGUCCUAAAAUCCUACAUUAUGGUAACAGGUUGUCCCCACCUCAAUGAAGUAAUUCAAAUAGAUCCUUUUAUUUCAUCGUCCACAACUUCAAAUGUUAACUUAGUUUUAUUAAUUACUAAAUCAAUUCCUUUAAAAUGUUACUUUUAUUUAGCUGUUUUGACUAAUUGCAAUAUGAUCAGUUGUGUAUGAGGACACAGCCAUUGUAAACCAGUGUAUCCAUUUUUGUGGUGCAUUUUUUAAAAUAAUUUUGUAGAUUGAACUACUUUGAAAAUAACUAAAAUGUUUAUUCAUGUUAGUAUUGAAAAAAAUUUGUGUGCAAACCAUCUGCUUCUCCUGGCAGGCUGAAUACAUUAUCCAGGACCCAUGAGGGCUGGUUCUCACCUAUAGUACAUAGGUGUGCAGAAGGGCAGCAAAAAAAGGCUCUGUUUACAGGGGUUGGAAUGGGGGUCAUGAUUAAGUUGCUUGGUUCCAGUUUUGUUUUGAAAAUUACCCUGUUGUGUUUGUGUAUUUUUGAACCAACGUGUUUUUAGUAGAGUAUGAAUUGCAUAGGACGAAACUGAAGACUAGUAUAAGCUACAAAGCUCACAGACUAGGCACAGAUGUAGGAGAAUGUAGACCAAAAUGGGGUGAGGUAGGAGUAAGUCUGGGGAUAGGGAAAAGUUAAUGUGAGGGUGGGGAAUAAACUAUUAUUAUCAGAAAUGAAAUGUAAGAGUGCAAUAAGAGUGCUUUUUAUUCUAAGCUGUGAACAGUUUUUUUAAAAAAAAUCAUUCCUUCCUAAUACAUUUCUGUAUGUUCCAUAGCUGAUUAAAACCAGCUAUAUAAACAUAAAAUGCCUUUUUAUUCAUGUUGAUUACCAACAUAAGUGGCUAACCUUUGUCUUAUUUAUCUUCCAUGUUGUAUUAGUUUACAUACGGGGCGUAUGUGUGUAUGCUGUACCCUUUUCCUUCCUCACUUGAAUAUGCUUUCACUGAGUCUUCUGUGUUUUCUUUGGCCAUGCCACAUGGUUGAGCUAGUCUCAGACGGGCCUUCAUGGUAUCACCUGAUUUGAAGGACUGUAUCACAGUGAUAUGUAUUUGUGGUAAUCUCAUUUGUUGGUUGUAUCUGAUCUUUUCCUCACACAGCAAUUGCUGUUUUUCCUAAGAUAUGAUUGUGCAACUGAUCAGGGGAUUGAAUUUUAUCAUUCAUCAGUAACAUGUCUCUUUGAACUCUAUUCAUUAGUUGUGAUUGCUUUUUUAGUAUAGACCAAGAAAAAGGAAAAUCUUGCCUCUUCAUGUAUUCCUUGGUUUGAGGACAAGUCUCCUGUAAGGGAGAGGAAAGGGAAAUGUCUCAUGUUCGAACUGCAGUGAAUUAAUGGCUCCUGUUUGACCACUCCAAACCUGAUGGCAACUCACGUACACAUUCCUCUCUUCUCUGUUACUGCCAAAGGUUUGGAUUUAGUUCACUUCAGUUCCAUUCAAGCAUGGAAAAGGUUCUCACGGAGUCUGGGGUGUGCCCAGUGAAAAGAUGGGGACUUUUUAAUUGUCCACAGACCUCUCUAUACCUGCUUUGCAAAAAUUAUAAAGGAGUAACUAUUUUUAAAGCUUAUUUUUCAAUUCAUAAAAAAAAAAAGACAUUUAUUUUCAGUCAAAUGGAUGAUGUCUCCCUCUUGUUCCUUAAUCCUAAAUGUAUGCUUGAAUCUUUUUUUUUUUUUAAUUCUUCUCCAUACCCACUUCCUGACACUUUGGUUCUCUUUCCUGCUCAGGUCCCUUCAUUUGUACUUUGGAGUUUUUCUGAUGUAAAUUUGUAUAGUGGAAAAUAUUGUUCAGUUUGGAUAGAAAGCAUGGAGAAUUAAAUAAAAAAGAUAGCUGAAAUUCAGAUUGGAGAAAUUUAUUUCUGUGUAAAGUUAUUUAAAAACUCUGUAUUAUAUAAAAGGCAAAAAGUUCUAUGUACUUGAUGUGAAUAUGCGAAUACUGCUAUAAUAAAGAUCGACUGCAUGGA
This is a messenger RNA of Nycticebus coucang (slow loris), 7279 nucleotides long. RefSeq names its product B-Raf proto-oncogene, serine/threonine kinase (gene BRAF). NCBI's taxonomy places the organism in Eukaryota, Metazoa, Chordata, Mammalia, Primates, Lorisidae. Gene Ontology annotation, molecular function: ATP binding; protein kinase activity. The transcript is spliced from 18 exons. Gene Ontology annotation, cellular component: cytosol; plasma membrane; mitochondrion. The record is from RefSeq and is a predicted model, not a curated record. The coding region runs from base 198 to 2522 and encodes 774 amino acids. Gene Ontology annotation, biological process: signal transduction; protein phosphorylation.